Stereum hirsutum FP-91666 SS1 is the source of this 1614-nucleotide messenger RNA. RefSeq lists its product as uncharacterized. Lineage: Eukaryota; Fungi; Basidiomycota; Agaricomycetes; Russulales; Stereaceae. The record is from RefSeq and is a predicted model, not a curated record. The coding region runs from base 1 to 1614 and encodes 537 amino acids. The transcript has 2 exons.
AUGAAGCGCACCGCUAGCUCAGACACACUUGACGAACAGCCAUCCAGCCAGCUAAACUCCACGGAUCGGACCACCAAAGUGUCUACUACGAACGACUUUGCUCACUCGGCCCCGAAUCCCGCUACAAACAAACGUCCAUCCGGAGAUUCCACUGACGAGCACGAUCCCAAACGUUCUAAGAUGGCCAGCAUCGUCGAGGAUGAGGCUGCUCGUGAUUCGGCGCCUAUGAUCCUUCUUCACCAUCGGAGUGGACCUGCUAUGCAUGGUUUAAAGAGUGAUUUCAUCAAGGCAGAGGGGGAUCCUGCUGAUUAUUCCACGGAAUUCAUGCGAAGCGGUCUAUAUCGUGGUUUUACUCGUGUUUUAAUUCAAGGCGAUGUAGUCUCACUGUGGCAGUUUGAUCGCAUGGGGGUCAUGCGCUCUCGUAGGUUUUUUUGUGACCGGGGAAGACGGCAGAUACUCCUUUAUCUCGCUGUCGCUAUCGUUCAUUCCGGGUUCAAUAAGUUGAGCUUUCAGCUGAUGGUAGAUUACGCUAACCGCAACGCCUUCGAGUUACCUCCCUUCAUCGACGCGUAUCUAUGGCCUGAAGCACAAGACAAACUUCGCGAGCAGGAUUUCUUCGCUCAGAUUCGAUUCCUCUAUGAUUACCCGUCCUCGUACGAGGCUCUUCUGUUCGAUUGUAAUGAUACCGUUCUUUGUGUGGACCACGGUCUCCAAGUUUCCUCGAGCUGGCCUUUCGAGACCGAGCCCGCCCAUUCCUCGACGAAGGCCACGGCCCCUCCCUCGGUAGAUGACGCGUCUCCUGCCCCGACGAGCAACAGCUCCCCUCCUUCGAUAAACGAUACUUCUCCUCCUUCGGUGCCACACUCCUCUCUCACAACCAGCUUUGCGAUUACUGGAAGACCAAUCUACGCCCAGCCUGGUGUUACUGGACGGGGCACCGUCGUAUAUCCGCUUGCUCCUCCCAAAGAUGCGGACGACUAUGAUCCCAAGGAACUCCUGGUUGCGAAACUCAGCUGGCAACCUUCGGGUCGUGCGGCUGAAGCGAGAAUUAUACGUUGCAUCCGCAAGGCGAUCCCAGAUCGCUGGAGAAACCAUGUCACAGACGUCAAGUGCUCCAAACAGGUGACCGCGAAGGCGAUGGCUCUGCCCAGGGUGAAGUUGAUGGGGAAUAUUACGGAGAGUAUGAAGAAGAAGGAGGAGGUUUCAGAGGCUGCACAGAUGAAAAGGUGGGCGAAAUGCAGGAGAGAACUGCGAUUCGAACAAGAGUGCGAAGGGGUCUAUGAUGCUUUCGAAGAGCGCGACUUCCGCGUUAUAGUCACUACGCGUUACUUGCCGUUGCAAGAGGUGAAGAAUGCGGACGAGUUCGUGACGGUCUUCAAGGAUGUCGUGAAAGACCCACCGAAAGACACCAUUACUGCAGGCAUGAAAGGUCUUCUCGCGAGCUUGAUCUCCCCAAUAAUGAAGGGGAUGCGCGAUACAAUCCUGCGGCGCCUUUUGGAGAGACGAUCUCCCCGGUCUCCCUUGGUCGAAAAUGAUCUCUUCGUGUUCUCCACUUUCAUGAGGGUAUUGGAACCAGAUGUACCGAACCCAGAGGAGGCCGUAUGGGUGGACUGA